Molecule: messenger RNA, 501 nt
Organism: Diversispora eburnea
Lineage: Eukaryota; Fungi; Glomeromycota; Glomeromycetes; Diversisporales; Diversisporaceae
Source: the annotation of a GenBank genome assembly
AUGAGUUCUCAACAUCUUAUUCCUCCUUUGAAUUAUGGUAUGAUAGAAGAAGAUCUUUACAGAUCGGGUCAACCAAAUGAACUGAAUUUCCCUUUUUUGGAGAAGCUUGGAUUAAAAACAGUUGUAUGGUUAGCACCUGAAGAUCCUAAUCAAAGGUUUUUGAAUUUUAUUGAUGAUCAAGAGAUCGUAUUGCAUCACCUUGGAGGGAUCUCUUCAGUUAAUGCUUUGGAUCCAAUUACCGAAGAAGUAGUUCUAGAAGCUUUAGAAAAUAUAUUAAAUCCUCGAAAUUAUCCAAUGAUUGUUAUGUGCAAUCUUGGGAGACAUAGAACAGGUACAAUUGUGGGAUGUUUGCGUAAGUUACAAAAAUGGAAUUUAACUUCAAUUUUUGAAGAAUAUCGUCGAUAUGCAGGUCCUAAAGUUAGAGUCUUAAAUGAACAAUUUAUUGAAUUAUUCGAUACUGAUUUGGUCGGAGUUCCGGACUAUUUAAAAAUAAAUGAGUAA